AAGUCUACCGAGGCUAUACGGGGGCCGUCUUUGUCUCGUCUGGCGUGUCGCCUCGCCGUCGUGAAUCGGGCUGCACCAGGGUCGCUCUAUCGGACGUGAACAUCGCGUGACCUCACGUCAGUCGCGGCGAGUGUUUCCAGCUGCAGUGACCUCCUCCGCUUGCUCCUCCUGCUCCUCCUCCUCCUCCUCCACGCUCAAGCGUCAAUAAACCACGCGCGUGACUGCCCCCGGGCGACAUUCACGAGCGGCCGCGUCUUCUCUCUCUCUCUCUCCGCUGCGCCGGUGGCCUUUUUUGUUUUCAGCCCCGCCUCGGUGGGACCUGGGUCGAGUCUCUUCCCGUGCAAGACUCCGACGCGAGCUUCAUGUCGAGUUCGCUGCCCUCCCCGUCCGCUCCAAACGGCCCCCCGGUCGAGCCGGGCCGCGGCCACUCGGCUGCGGGCCUCGAGUGUCGGCGAGCGGGCGGUCACCGCACACCGGCUGGGCACGAGGAGCGCGGUGGAGCGAGCGGAGCGCGAGGAGGGGAAACUCCCGGGGAGAAGACCGCAGAGCGCGACGGAGCCGAACUCUCCGUUGAGCGCGGGACCGCGAGACUCGCUCGGCCCCCGAAGGCCGGGUGGGUGGGUGGAGAAAGGAGAGGGAUCGAGGCCGCUCCGAAGCUCGCAGAACGGAACACGCGGCAAAGGGGACGGCGGAGGAAUGAGCGUGCAUUGAGUGAGCGACUCGAGUCCGGCAGCAGCGCUCGGCGCAGCACUCGCGCUCGCUGUACGAGGAGCCGCCCGGGGACGAUUCGGCCGUGGUCGCCCUCUCGACCUCGCCACCGCCGCCGCCGCCGCCGCCGGGCUCGGGGCGCUGAGAUUCCACACCACCACCACCACCAACCCCGCCGCCCUCUGCUGCUGCCGCCGUGGUCGUGAGCCGAUGCCUCGGCCAGCAGCAGCCGCAGCAGCAGCAGCAGCAGCUCCACUCGCUCGCCAACCUUGAAGUGUUUUUUUUGUUUUGGGGGGGGGGGGGGGGCGCCACCGCGCUUGCUGCCCGUCAUUGGAGGAGGGCGCGGCACGUGACUGGCGCCGCCAAUGUUAUUUGAUAAGGGUGUCAAGACCUUGUCACGAAAAGAAAUAAAUUCCCCGCAACACCGAGAUGCAAAAAGCGACCUACUACAAUAACAAUUCCGGUGUGUUCGGCGGGUGCUCCUACCAGGGGGGAGGCACUUUCGCCUUUGGCGCCGCUCAGCAGCAGCAGCAGCAACAUCAUCAGCAGCAGCAACCGCAGCAGCAGCAUCAUCAGCAACAGCAGCAGCAGGCUGCUUACCCACCGCCAUCUGUUGAGAAUGACUACCACCGCUUCGCGUGCUCGCUGCAGACCCCGGCUAGCGGGGGCUCGGUGCUCAAGCCGGGCGAGCCCAAUGGGAGCUGCAUGCAGGCCGUGGGCCGCACGUCCGUGCAGCAGGGGCCGGCCCUCGCCGAUCCCCGCCAGCAGCCCCCCCAGCAGCCCCCCCAGCCUCGAGCACCGUCCCACACGCCGUCGCUGUCGCCCCCCUCGAGCAGCAGCGGCGGCGGCGGCGGCGGCGCCACGCUGGCCACGUCCGGCUCCGGCAAGGCUCCGGGCGGCUCCCCGCAAGCCUCGAAAGCGGCCGUGGGCAAGCACAUCUUCCCGUGGAUGAAGGAGAGCCGCCAGAACUCCAAGCAGAAGGGCGCCGGCGGCGGCGCUGGCGGGGGCAGCGGGGGCGGCGGAGCGAGCAGCACCAGCACCGGGGCCACGAACAACAGCAACAGCUCACCCGUGACAGGUGAUGAAUCGGAGGACAAAAGCCCCUUUGGCCUGUCAGCUUCGAAGCGCGCCCGCACCGCCUACACAAGCGCCCAGCUAGUUGAACUUGAAAAGGAAUUCCACUUUAACCGUUACCUCUGCCGCCCUCGACGAGUUGAAAUGGCCAACCUACUUAACCUCACCGAGAGGCAGAUCAAGAUAUGGUUUCAAAACAGGCGGAUGAAAUACAAAAAGGACCACAAGUCAAAAGGCGUCGGCAGCUCUCCCGGGAGUCAGUCGCCCACGGAGAGCCCCCCGCUGCACGUGUCCGGCCUUGGCGGCUUCCCCAACCCCGUGCACGGCAUGGGCGUUGGCUCAUCGGUCUACGACACGGGUUCCCCGACCUCCUUCCCCGGGCAACAGCAACAACAACAGCAGCAGCAGCAGGGUGCCUACAACAUCGCCGACCAAUACUGCGGGCCCCUGAACAACGGGCCGCCCAUGAACACCUUCCAGGGCAACCACAAGCGCUACGCGGGCACACCAAUGCCCCACCAGGACUUCCACGACCAUUAUCAGGGCAACAACGGCAGCUACGGCGACCCGGGCCUGCAGGAGGGCGCAGUGUACGGAGGAGGAGGGGGCGGUGGCGCAGGAGUAGUAGGAGGAGGAGGAUACGUGGACAGCAUGGGGGGCCCCGUGUUCAAUGUGCCCCACCUCCCGCAUCCAUCAUCCGCCAGCAUGGGCCUCCCUAGCCCGUCCCAGAUGGCCGGCGGCCAUCUUGUAAGACCAUGUGAUUCCCACAGCACGUACACGGACCUGUCGUCUCAUCACCACCCGACUCAGGAAGUCCCCAGACUCACUCAUCUGUAGCGAACAGAGAGCGAGCGAGAGGAGAGGGAGGAGGAGGAGGAGAGAGCAGGCCCGCCCGCCCGCCCGUCUGUCCGUCUGUUUUGAGAGCUGCUUUACCUCGGGUUGCCCCCCGCCCCUCCGUGACUUGUGUUGUCAGUGUGUGAGUGUGUGUGAGAGAUGUUGUGUAAGGGGAGCGGCUGCGUAGUGGUCAGCGCCCCGCGCUACGAGCCGCGCUCACGGCCACCAAAACCAGUGAUGAUUAUAUUUGAACCGAUGCUGGGACUCCCCUAGGUCAACUCAGCUUCAAACGAGUACCCGGUGCGGUGCAUAACCAUCGCCACUAGGGAGACAAAG
Petromyzon marinus (sea lamprey) is the source of this 2952-nucleotide messenger RNA. RefSeq names its product homeobox protein Hox-D3. NCBI's taxonomy places the organism in Eukaryota, Metazoa, Chordata, Hyperoartia, Petromyzontiformes, Petromyzontidae. Gene Ontology annotation, biological process: anterior/posterior pattern specification; regulation of transcription by RNA polymerase II; embryonic skeletal system morphogenesis. Gene Ontology annotation, molecular function: DNA-binding transcription factor activity, RNA polymerase II-specific; RNA polymerase II cis-regulatory region sequence-specific DNA binding. The record is from RefSeq and is a predicted model, not a curated record. Gene Ontology annotation, cellular component: nucleus.